ACUUUUUUUUUUAGCCCUGGAAUGAGAUCAGAUGUAAGCUCUUCUCCAUCCACAACCUCAGCAACUACGGGACCACCUCCCAAGCUUUGUCUGGUUUGCUCCGAUGAGGCCUCUGGGUGUCAUUACGGUGUUCUUACUUGUGGCAGCUGCAAAGUGUUCUUCAAAAGAGCUGUGGAAGGGCAGCACAACUAUCUGUGCGCUGGGAGAAACGAUUGCAUUAUCGACAAAAUUCGGAGGAAAAACUGUCCAGCGUGCCGCUACCGGAAAUGUCUUCAAGCUGGCAUGAACCUCGAAGCUCGAAAAACAAAGAAGAAGAUAAAAGGAAUUCAGCAGACUAACGUCGCGGGAACGCGGGAUGUGUCUGAAACGCCUGGAAACAAGAGCAUCGUCCCUGCCUCGCUGCCUCAGCUGACCCCGACCCUGGUUUCCCUGCUGGAGGUGAUCGAGCCCGAGGUGCUGUACUCGGGCUACGACAGCACGCUGCCCGACUCCAGCUGGAGGAUCCUGUCCACCCUCAACAUGCUGGGCGGGCGGCAAGUAGUCGCUGCAGUGAAGUGGGCAAAGGCAAUACCAGGUUUCCGAAAUUUACACCUGGAUGACCAAAUGACCCUUCUGCAGUACUCAUGGAUGUUCCUAAUGGCUUUUGCUUUAGGAUGGAGAUCAUAUAAACAAUCAAAUGGAAAUCUCCUGUGCUUUGCACCAGAUCUGAUUAUUAACGAGCAGAGAAUGAAUCUACCCUGUAUGUACGAGCAAUGCAAACAUAUGCUCAUGGUUGCCCGAGAGCUAUCACGGCUUCAGGUCUCAUAUGAAGAGUAUCUCUGCAUGAAAACGUUGCUUCUCCUCUCCACAAUUCCUAAGGAAGGCCUGAAGAGUCAAUCCUUGUUUGAAGAAAUCCGUAUGACGUACAUUAAAGAGCUGGGAAAGGCCAUAGUGAAGAGAGAAGGGAACUCCAGCCAGAACUGGCAGCGAUUUUAUCAACUGACUAAACUGCUGGACUCUAUGCAUGAUGUGGUUGAAAAUCUUCUGAGCUUUUGCUUCCAGACCUUUUUGGAUAAAUCCACGAGUAUUGAGUUCCCAGAAAUGUUGGCAGAAAUCAUCAGCAAUCAGAUACCAAAAUACUCCAACGGAAAUAUCAAGAAGCUCUUAUUUCAUCAAAAGUGACUGCCUUAAUACAAAAGGGUUGCCUUAAGAAAACGUCAGAUUGAUAGCUUUUUUUUUUUUUUUUGUAAAGAGAAAAACCUACCAGACUUGUUAAUUCUGUCCUUGCAGCAGUGUACCUUUUGUAACGAUGCACUACAUGUGGUUUAAAGAGGGCCAAGAUUUAGGCUAUAGCAGCGGCGGAUUUCUCACAUUUGGUAAAUAAUUGGGGAGAAAGGAAAGGAAAGUAAAUCUCAUUUGUCAGAAAUUGUAUCUCUCCCUUCGUGCAACAUCGGCGGAUGCAUGAAAACCACCGGCGACAAGCUCUGAGGCUGUGUUACGAACAUUCUGCUAAUUAAUUUCUGCAGUUGGCUGGAGACAAUUUUGUAGGCUUUUUUUUUUUUUUUUUUAAGUAAAGUGUUUUGGAUUUUUUUUUUUUUAAAGUUAAGGUAGCGUUUUGGUUUAUGCAUGUAACCUGAAGAAAGUUUACAAGUGUAUAUCGGAAAAGGGAAG
Tauraco erythrolophus (red-crested turaco) is the source of this 1650-nucleotide messenger RNA. The record is from RefSeq and is a predicted model, not a curated record. Lineage: Eukaryota; Metazoa; Chordata; Aves; Musophagiformes; Musophagidae.